Mangifera indica (mango) is the source of this 736-nucleotide messenger RNA. Its product is annotated as protein PROTON GRADIENT REGULATION 5, chloroplastic-like. Gene Ontology annotation, cellular component: chloroplast. The coding region runs from base 184 to 564 and encodes 126 amino acids. Gene Ontology annotation, biological process: photosynthetic electron transport in photosystem I; response to high light intensity. The transcript has 2 exons. Lineage: Eukaryota; Viridiplantae; Streptophyta; Magnoliopsida; Sapindales; Anacardiaceae. Gene Ontology annotation, molecular function: electron transfer activity. The record is from RefSeq and is a predicted model, not a curated record.
CUCGCUACCCGCCAAUAAAAACCUGAGGCUCUCAAAUUUCACAGGCAAAAUAUCCUUUAAUUCCAGGAUCAUAUACUCACCAACACAGAAACCCAAACCCACCCUCUAAAACUCUCAUUCAGCAGAGUUAAAGCUUUAAGCGUACCACUAGAGAAGCCCUUUUUUUUUUUUUAGUGUUUUGCAAUGGCUACUGCUAUAUCCGCAACUGGGUUUAAGGUAGGUUUAGGUUCAUCGUUUCAUGGAAACUGGGGAAGUUCAGUGAGCGGUGAAGAUUAUCCCAUGUUGGUUAAGUCAGUGCCAAAUGUUCGAGUGGCGAAGCCCAUUAAAUCAGCGCCUAUGAUGAAGAAUGUCAAUGAAGGGAAAGGCUUAUUUGCUCCUCUCGUUGUUGUCACUCGCCAAAUUAUUGGGAAGAAGCGGUUCAAUCAGCUUAGAGGCAAAGCUAUCGCUUUGCAUUCUCAGGUGAUUACAGAAUUUUGCAAAUCAAUAGGAGCUGAUGCAAAACAGAGGCAAGGGCUGAUUCGUUUGGCGAAGAAGAAUGGUGAAAGACUUGGGUUCCUUGCAUGAUAACACCACUUAUGUUUUUCAUGUUGUCACUAGUCAGUAACAUGAAUGCUUUUAAAUUUAUAGUUCAUUUCAAGAGUUGUUACAUGUAAGCAUACUUCUUUCUUUCUGAGUAUUUACCCAGAAACAGAAUGUAACUAGAAUAUCUCUUACAUGGUCUUUAUUCUUCCCUUCA